Prunus armeniaca (apricot) is the source of this 225-nucleotide messenger RNA. The record is from the annotation of a GenBank genome assembly. NCBI's taxonomy places the organism in Eukaryota, Viridiplantae, Streptophyta, Magnoliopsida, Rosales, Rosaceae.
AUGCAGCCUGCAUUGUGGCAUAGACAACAUCAAUUAGAAAACACUAUAUUCACCCAAUCCCUCCCCCCACAAGACAGGAGUGUGAAAUUGCCUGAGAGUGGGGGUGCAUUUGUGGAUGGGGACAUGAGCCUUGAGGCAUGUAAAGAGAAGUGUUUGGAGAACUGUUCUUGCACUGCUUAUUGUUACAUGGAGAUUUCAAAGGGAGGGAGAGGUUGCGUCAUGUGA